AUGACGAAACGACGCUCCUUAAAGGAGGAACCCAUUCCCGAAGUCUACCAAGACAUGCUUGCGGAGGCGGACUCGGCAGCAUCAAACCCGCAAGACACACAUAGGGCGACAAAACGACGCAAGAUGAGCCUGAAAACGGCUGCAGUACGUGAAGCAACACCAAAAUUUCCGUCCAAACCUAUUGAAGAAACGUCCACGAAACCUCUGCAGACUGUGUACGAUCUAGAUGCGACGGAAGAAUCGGACGCGGAAGAAUGGGAGGAUGUAAUACCGCUGGCGGUUUAUUCAGCGGAUAAUUCUCUCUCCACGGAUUCUCAACACAAUGAAUCCCUACAAAUUACCUUGGAAGCCCCUGGGGCAAAGAAUAAGCAGAAAGCUGUCUCACGCCGGAAACCCGUAUCUGGCCUGGAGAAGAAAUGGCGUUUGGACAUACACAAAACUCAUUUACUCUGUCUUCUUAGCCAUGUCCAACUGCGGAAUUCAUGGUGCAAUGACGACAAAGUGCAGAGAAAUCUCAAGCGCAUAUUGUCGAAGCACACAGUACAGUGUCUCAAUCCUAGUGAAGAUUUGCCACAAUUUUCCCGUUCGACCACCUUUGCUGAUGGCCUAAAACAAGCCGCCGAUACAUUCCAUCGACGAUUCAAAAUCACUGCCUCCGGAAUGAGACGGUCUUAUUGGCUUGAAAAUCUAGAUGAAACUUCAAUUACGCUUCCGGCCUCUACGGACAUCGUACUUUCAAAAUCCGAUUUUCGAAAACAAGCUACGAACUUACAAGGAUCUCGUGACCUUGGAGCACAAUUUUUCUGUGCAAUGCUUCGCGGUGCAAAUGUAGAUGCUCGACUUGUCUGCUCACUGCAGCCUCUCCCCUUCAGUGGGGUGGCUAAAAGUGAAUUGCCUACAAAAAACUCUGGGCAAUGCAUGGUUAUUGUUGACGAGAACACAAAGCCCUCAAAUCAGUCGGAUAAUGUUGGCGAUUCGAACUCCCUUAGUGCAAAAUUAACAGCAACACAAAGGCUACGUAGAUUUGGACAUUCGCGGUUUUCGCCGGGCCCUUCAAAGGCGCCGAAGCCGAAAGUUGCGUCUGGGAUAUAUUCAUCUGCAAUUUGCGAGUCGUCGUUCCCGGUCUUCUGGGUCGAAGCUUUCAACGAAGCAAUGCAAAAAUGGGUUGUUGUCGAUCCACUUGUUACCAAUACAAUUGCAAAGCCUUCUCGAUUUGAGCCGCCAGCGAGUGACCGAUAUAAUAAUAUGAGCUAUGUAAUCGCUUUCGAAGAAGAUGGUUCUGCUCGUGACGUAACCAAGCGCUAUACCAAAUUCUACAACUCGAAAACAAGCCGAACAAGAGUUGAAUGUACCAAAGACGGUGAAUCAUGGUGGGAAAGCACCAUGCAAUUCUUUGAGAACCCGUUUCUGGCGGAUCGUGACCAGCUAGAGAUUGGCGAGCUUACCGCUAAAGCAGCUGCGGAAGGAAUGCCUCGAAAUGUGCAAGAUUUUAAAAACCAUCCAAUAUAUGCUUUGGAAAAACAUCUUCGCAGAAAUGAAGUUAUCCAUCCUAAGAGAGAAAUUGGAAAAGCUGGCCUUAGUAAGUUAUCUACUUCAAGCAGAACACGUCCUCUGGAGUCCGUGUAUCGUCGGUCCGACGUGCAUAUCGUGAAAAGUGCAGAUGGUUGGUAUCGUCAAGGGAGGUGUGUUAAGUCCGGUGAACAACCUUUGAAACGGGUACCGAACUCUAAAAAAAAGAUAAACAUCGAAAUAGACGACGAUGACCUCGAAGCCUCUCAAGAAAUACCAUUGUAUGCGGCAUUUCAAACGGACCUUUAUCGCGCCCCCCCCGUUGUGAAUAAUUGUGUACCGAAAAAUGUGUAUGGGAAUAUUGAUGUUUAUGUACCCAGCAUGGUGCCAGAUGGUGCUUUCCAUUUGAAGCAUGAUGAUGCAGCUCGUGCGGCGAAAAUUCUGGAUAUUGAUUAUGCGGAUGCUGUUACCGGAUUUCACUUCAGAGGCAGACAUGGCACCGCAAUACUCCACGGGAUUGUUGCCUCACUGGAAUAUCAUGAUGCUCUUCUUGCUAUAAUUGAAUCCCUGGAGGAUGAACGUGUGCAAGCCGAGCAAGAUCGUAGAACAGCAGCAGCGUUACUGAUGUGGAGACAGCUUUUACUUAAGCUUAGGAUUGCUGAGCGUGUCCAAAGCUAUGCAUUCGAAGAUGAGAACGAAAGCUCUGGAGACACCGCAGCUACAGAGUCAAUAUAUUCUAAUGUUAAAGAGUCUGGCUGUUGGGUUUUAUGCAACGAUACCGGGCAAACACAAGCUUUACCUGAUAAACCCAAUGAAACAUCAAACUUGAGCAAUAUAUCUACAGCGCAGUCUCAAAUAAAAAAUCCAGGCGAGAGCAGCAAUGACACUUUGGCCAUAUAUUCCCACACUAGUGUUACCCCGAACUCAGCUUCCCAAGGCAGGUAUACGCUCGUGGUAAUUCCGAAGCCUAAUACUUCGGGUACUCCGGCUAUUCCUGGGCCUCCGUCAGGUAUCUACACUACACCGUCGCCACCAGCCCGAUCGGCUUCUCCUGGUGGAAUAUCAGCAGGGCACACACACAGCUUAUGCCAUUCAGUUAAUCGACUUUCUCUUCCCAAUAAAUCCCACACUGAUUCACGCCGCUCUGUAAGCGUGGAGGAAAUACCAGGCUUGCCGGAUCUAGUGCAUCACGACUCUGACAGUGAGAUUGACGAUCAAAAUUCGAUGAUCUCGCAUGACCCAGAAGAUGAUGACGCAGAACCUGAAUGGCUCCUUUCAGAUUAA
Ophidiomyces ophidiicola is the source of this 2793-nucleotide messenger RNA. RefSeq lists its product as uncharacterized. The transcript has 4 exons. The coding region runs from base 1 to 2793 and encodes 930 amino acids. Gene Ontology annotation, cellular component: nucleus; nucleotide-excision repair factor 2 complex; XPC complex. Gene Ontology annotation, molecular function: damaged DNA binding; single-stranded DNA binding. The record is from RefSeq and is a predicted model, not a curated record. Gene Ontology annotation, biological process: mismatch repair; nucleotide-excision repair. Lineage: Eukaryota; Fungi; Ascomycota; Eurotiomycetes; Onygenales; Onygenaceae.